Cladophialophora psammophila CBS 110553 is the source of this 1692-nucleotide messenger RNA. RefSeq lists its product as uncharacterized. Lineage: Eukaryota; Fungi; Ascomycota; Eurotiomycetes; Chaetothyriales; Herpotrichiellaceae. The record is from RefSeq and is a predicted model, not a curated record. Gene Ontology annotation, molecular function: protein binding. The transcript has 2 exons. Bases 1 to 1692 code for a protein of 563 amino acids.
AUGGAUCCCUUAUCCAUAAUCAGUACGAUCAGUGCCAUCGUAACCGGCGCCUUUACUCUUUCGUCCCACCUCUACAAUUUUGUUGACGAUGCCAGGAAUGUGAACCAGACAGUCAUUGACCUGGUCCAGGAAGUUAACGCCCUCAUUUCAAUACUGAGGGCAGUCAAAUUGGGACUCGAAAGUGACCCUGUGAAGCGCGCCUUUCGACGAACCAACUCAGAUGACGAUCGACUUCUCUGGGAGUCAAUCCAGGGGUCCUUGAAUGACUGCCAAGCAACCGUCGACAGACUGGAGAAAGCGAUUGAGGAUAUCCGUCCCGAGCGCGACAACUUCGUACAGCAGGCAGCCCGCCGGAUUAGGCUCAAUCUGAAAGACAGUGAGAUCACCGCUGCCCGGGCACAAUUCAAAACACACACUAACGCUCUACAAAUGGCUCUCUUGAUGGUCAACCUUCGAGCCGCCUACCUCGCCCCUGAUGUAGUCACCAAUGAACUUGGGCCCAAGAUUGUCGAGCUUCGAGCAUUUAUGGAGCUUGUCUACGGCAGUGAAGCCGACUUGAGGACCAGAUCCCUGGGAAUAGAACCUGCCUAUCUUGCGGGACUUCGCCAGUCUGCACAAAGAGUUAUUUCAAGCGCCACGACCGUGGGCGUGAACAGUGAGGCGACUGGCUCUAUCUGGGGCGAAGUUAUGGAUGAACAGAGGCGAGGCGAGACUCUAUCUUGGAUUCCCAGGCCAGGGAUCCCCGAAGAGCCCGAUACCCUGCGACUGGCACCUCCUCUGAGCGAAAAUUACUCUGGCUCACAAACGACUCCAUCGAUGGAGUGUGGUGCCCGGGAGACAGAAUCCGAUUCAGAUGGCGACUUUGAAUCCGAAGAGGUUGAGAGCUUCUUUGCCAGAGGCACUCUGGAAUUCGAUGCCGACAAUUUCGAGGGGGCGCAUUCGAUUCUCCAGUAUGGCCUCGAACUCGCGGAGAAACUUCCAUUCAAACGCAGACAACCAACACAGAUAGCUAAGGUCAAACUUAUGAUCGCGACGUGUAUCUAUCAUUCAUCUAAUCUCAAGGAGGCUGAGGCCAGACUACUUCCAAUUACGCAGGAGAUGGUGCACGAGAACGAGACAGACGAAGGUGCAAUUCGUCGUUGCCAAGCUUCGCAUCUCCUCGCCGGCACCUUGUUGCGACAAGGGAGAUAUUCAGAUGCAGAGGUCUUCUGCCGCAAAGCUCUCAUCGGCCGGCGCCGUGUACUCGGCAAGAACCACCUUUCUUACUUUGAAUCACUAAGCUUGCUAUCCCGGAUUUAUGAAGCAAAUGGUAAUAGGCAACAUGCGAUAAAUUGUUGGGCCAUGAUCCCGGGCGACGUGGCGUCCAAGCUUGAGAAGAUGAAGGAUGAGUUUCCUAAUAUGCUACAGGGACGUUCAAGCCCUCCUCACGCCGAUGAAAUACCGCCCACGAGGCCUCCUACGGGCGACGAUACUGGACAUCCUCCAUCGACUUCAGAAACUCCACCCGUGACCAUCACAAAUGGCGUCAGCCAGAUCCCCCCGGCGGGAACAAGCUCAGCACCGCUCCCAUCUGUGGCAUCCUCGAUCUUAUCCAACCAGAUCCAUGUCAACGUCAUUGGUCUCCGCGGUCACAGCUAUCAAUUCGGAAGCAGCCGCAGAAAACCCGACGCGGAGAAGAUCCUUCAUCCGUAG